AUAAUAACAUUAUUUCAAACUCAACCAAACUUCAGCACUCAGUGUUUAGACUUGACUUGAUCAUGUUUUGAUCAUCAUUGAUCCUUAUAGUUGUGACCUGAUUGAUCUACCUAUUUGAUCACUGACAAGAUUUGAUUGAAGAAUAAAUGAAAAUGAAUUCUUUCGUCAUCUUAAUGCUAAUUGUACUGCAGGGAGCUUCCUGUUUGAACUCUUCUUCCCUCUACAAUCUGGGAAUAUUAAGAGAACGGCGAGAUUUAAUAUCUGAUCUGUCUCAUGCCAUUCACACUAUUCAGCAUGGCCUUUUGGGUGGAAAUAAAAGCCCUGGUAAACUUGGAAAAGGUCUUGGUGGACAUGGAAGCGCUCUUGGUGGACGUGGAGGCGCUCUCGGUGGACAUGGAGGCCGUCUUGGUGGACAUGGAGGCAGUCUAGAUGGACAUGGAGGCAGUCUAGAUGGACAUGGAGGCGGUCUAGAUGGACAUGGAGGCGGUCUAGAUGGACAUGGAGGUGGUCUUGAUGGACAUGGAGGCGCUCUAAAUGGACAUGGAGGCGGUCUUGGUGGACAUGGAGGCGGUCUUGGUGGACAUGGAGGCGGUCUUGGUGGACAUGGAGGCAGUCUUGGUGGAUAUGGAGGCGGUCUUGGUGGACAUGGAGGCAGUCUUGGAGGACAAGAAGGAUUAGGACUUGGAGGACCACUGUUAAGGGUCAGAAACCGUAGUAGAGGACCUUUAAUUCCUGUUGAAGGUUCACUUGGAGGUCCUGUUGACAAUCCUCUCGGAGGAGCCUUUGAAUAUUAUGAUUAUGACGGUCCAGUAUUUGGAGGUCCAAGAUUUCGUGGAAGAAGAUCAGAUAUGAACAUGUCUCGAAGAUCAAUCAAGAAAGGUUUGAAGAAUAUAGGAUGACUACAAGUACAUAGUAUGAUUAUACUCCCUGUGAUGCAUGUUUAUAUUUCACUGUUAGGCCUACGUUAGGUUAAUGUUAUAGUCACUAUUCGGCAUUAUGAUAAUAUUUCACUAUUUGGCCUAUGGCUAAUAAAAAUAAAUUUAUGGACAUAAAAUUA
This is a messenger RNA of Eurytemora carolleeae, 1057 nucleotides long. RefSeq names its product glycine-rich protein 5. NCBI's taxonomy places the organism in Eukaryota, Metazoa, Arthropoda, Copepoda, Calanoida, Temoridae. The transcript has 3 exons. Bases 147 to 899 code for a protein of 250 amino acids. The record is from RefSeq and is a predicted model, not a curated record.